GGAAUAUACAGCCAGGAAUAUACUUCCCGGUUUUAACCCAGUGUUGGUUAAAUAAACUGAACUGUACAGCUUUGGUACUGGAGUUUAUCGGAGGUGAGGUCUUCUCACAACAUAUUUCUCUCUUCCAACAACAGCUCGUUGACUUGACUUGAACCUUGACGUCUCCAUCAACUCCUGUUACCCAGGAGAGUCCAGUCAGGCACCUUGUAAUGAGUCUCAAUGUGCCUGAAGGAUCUUAAGGACCUAAAUGGCUAUCUAACCUCAGUAUGUUCAGUCUUUGUCAUCUGUAUUGCGACCCAGGAGAAUGGAUUUACCACACGAGAAAUUAAGCCCCGUUGCGGAAUUGCAUGUUACUGGGGAAACUCUUUUGCGUUCACGACAAAAGAAAACCUUGAGGUACCAUGUUCCACUACAGUGAGUAUGAGGUCAGUGCAGAUCAAUGACCAUGGAAGGAAGAGGUGUCCUUGAACAGGACAACCGGGAGUUGAAGGUUGCUCUCAUCGGAUGGAAGAUGAGGUUGUGUCCAGAUACAACAGGACAGUGCUACAAGACACAGUUUUGUACCAGGAACUCCAAUGUUAAUGGAACAGGCAAAGUCUCGUGUUCCUGCUCUUCGUCAGAGAACCUGAACUGCUUCAAGGUAUACACCAGCGUGGAACAGAGACCUGGAUGUCUUGCUCAGUGUAUUGCCUUGCCGCUUGUGUGCACAACAUCCAUCCGUGAAACCGUUGGUAAAACUACAACCUGUCCAACCACCGACACAAGCUCUUGUACAAACUGCUGUCCAACACCUAAACACAACACUACAACCACAAGACCAACCACAACCUCCCGUACAACUGUAAGUGAUCGUACAACGGUACGGGAACGUACAACCAGAUCCACCCCUGCAGCUGGCACAACUACUGCAACAUCAAUAUUCACCGCGACUACUACAACUGGAACUCAAGACAAGGUCAAGCCUGAAGCCUCCUCACCUGCGUCAUUGCCUUUAGUGGGAGGAGUGGUUGGGGGUUGUAUUGGAGGUGUCGUCAUCACUGUUGCCGUCCUUCUGCUGUGGCGGGCAUGUCACUCCAGGAGAAGACAUCCACACAAGCAAGACGGAUCAAGGCAGAGAUGUUCUCACAUAUAUCUCUCUAACUUAUCAUCUCAAGACACUACAAUGACAUCUACAGUCCUGGAUGUAAGUCUGGCGUCAACAGGACAACAUGACCCGAGUGCUCAAGAAGUUGUACAUGACGUUAUCCAAGACAGGGCGGUCAUUCAUAGACUAGCCAUAUAUAGUAAUACUUCUCCCCAAGAACGCUCUAUCUAUACACACCUAGACAAGCCGGACGGGGAAGAGAAUGUUGACUCACACACAUACCUCGGGCUGAUUCACACAUACGGUAACGCGUCAUCUGUAGAACGACCACCCACAGUCCCUGACAUGCAGCAACAGGACAACACGCAAACACCAUGGCUGAAGACAGAGAAGACUAUGAGCUCGCUAAGCAGAUGCCAUUGUCACAUGAGUCUAGCGACCAGGGCGUCUACAUAGAGAUAAUAGGUUAGGUAUCUGGAACACACUCAAGGAUGAGGUCAUGCAGUGUUCAGUCCUGGAGACAGUUGACAUGCCGAAUGACAGGUGCAGCAACUGACUAUUUAAAGUACGAUGCUGCAUGAACUUCAUCUAAUACAAAGAUCACAAGAACACUAUCUCCACAAAAUUCCAGCUACAUGACGGCGAUCUGUAUAUAAUCGAGUCUGGACAAGACAAUUCAGUGAUUGACACUAUGAUCAUCGAUCCACGCAAUUGGGAUACGAUGACUUCCAUCAACCAAGUCAGCGAGCCUGACCACCCGACCCCGUUAGUUAUCUCUUAAGCCAAGCACAGUCGCCUCUUACAGCAAGCAUGGGUUGGUGAGGACCUAUUCUUACCCGCAUAUUUACGGGUGGAAAAUUAAUGGAGAGCUCAAACAAUAGAAGACUUCACAGAUGUGUUUUAACUGUGAUACCCCACUCAGACGCAGUAUGCUGACUUCGAGCCGACCAGUCCUCACAUACAGAAUAUAUGCUGCAAAACCGAAUUUAGAAUCAAUUUAAUUUUAUAUAUAUAUGCUUAGAUUUAUAAAUAUGCGACUACACAACACAAUGAGCUUCAAAAAAUGUUUUCUAUUAUGUAUAAUAUACAGUUAAGUCCCGUUGUAAAGUAUUUGUCUAAAUUCCCAUCAUUUGUUUCGGAUAAAGCUAAUUGGAUUAACGGCUUGACUGUAUCAAAAAACAAGUAAACCGCUUUCCUAAUCAGUCCUGAAUGGAAUAAGCCUCUGGUUUUACCCUCGAUGCGCCCGUAAAAUCACUAUCUUUCUGAAGUGGAUUCCCUGAUUGGUCAACAUGAACGUCAAAUAAUCACGUCUUUUACAUUCAUAUAUUGUUCUUUUGGUAUUUUCUGUAAAAUUACUAUGCAGAUGGUGAAAUUAUCAUAACGAUUUUUUUUUAUCUUUUAGAUAAUGAAAGACUUCUCUUUUUUCUAUAUUAUUUCUUGCCAGAUGUAAAUAGCUCUUAUAUGGAAUGUGGGUGUGGUAGAUUCCACACACUCUUUUACAAGUCAACAAGGUAUUAAUAAUUAGCGAAGUAACAUAUCUUAUAUCAAAUCAAAACCAAAUAAAUUGUACACUGGGCAGAAAAAGUUACACCACCAAUUAUAAUUUGUUGUUUUAUUGCAGCUUUUGUGACGUGAGUAAUAGACUCACCAUACUCGCCAACCUACAAAGAGAUGUACAGCACAUUUCUCAACACAUUAUAGUAAUUGUGAAAGUGAAUUGCAUGUGACAAGGCCACACGUGUAUUUCUUUUCUUUUUCAUGACAGGUAAUGUAGUGGUUUCCUUCUGUAUGUUAUUAGAGAUGACAAGAACAAGAAAUUGUAAUGUACACAAAUGCAAUUUUAGUUAUUAGUAUAGUUUUGUACAUAACUGCUGGAUUGUACUUUUGACUGUUUCAUUUGCGUUUUCAAUAGACAUUAAUAGACUACAUGUCAAAAGUAGCCAAACAUAAAUAGCAGCUAUUAUUCUGCUAUUUGGGUCUGCUGUAAAAUAUUUGUCCGAAUUUGUAGACCUUUUUUUGGAUACUUAAAUAUUUGCAUUUCACAAUGAUAAAAACAUUCUUGGUUCGUCCAUACAUAUACUUGUGUCAGUGCGGGUAGCUAGGGUGGAGCUGACAUUUUGCUUAUUCGCAGUAAUCCCUAUCAUUGAAUGAAUUCCGGAAACAAAAGGUUUUGAUGUCAGCGGUGACACUUUCAAUGCUAUGUCAUGCACCAUAAUUGUAAACAGUGUCAGUAAACAUUUUCGUCAAACUAAUGCAUAUCCUACAUCCACAAUCAUGACAUUACUCUGAAGUUGUCAUUUAAGUAGUGGAACAUCUUGGUGAGAUUGUUCUUAUUGUAUUGGCCCCUUGGGGGUUCCAGGCUAGAUGUGUGCCCGGCUACCCGUGCUUGUUGUGCGAGGCAACUAAGUUGAUCAGGUGGGCUGCGUGUCAUCAUGCAUCAAUGACGUGGGAUACUGCUUAUAACAUCAAUCACUGGUUUGUCUCGUCCAUACUUUAUUUGAAGGCCGCCAUCAAUCAUGUGUCAAUAGCUGGAUUGUUGCGGAGUGCGGCGUUAAACGACAUGCAAGCAAAUGUUGUCAUAUGAUCUUUUCUUCAGUUAGUGUAUACAAUAUGCUAAAUUCACAUACAAUAAAGUAAAACUCUCUAUGGAGCCUUACAGACUGGAAA
Messenger RNA from Haliotis rufescens (red abalone), 3751 nucleotides. RefSeq lists its product as uncharacterized. Bases 440 to 1540 code for a protein of 366 amino acids. The record is from RefSeq and is a predicted model, not a curated record. NCBI's taxonomy places the organism in Eukaryota, Metazoa, Mollusca, Gastropoda, Lepetellida, Haliotidae. The transcript has 11 exons.